Messenger RNA from Kogia breviceps (pygmy sperm whale), 3717 nucleotides. The record is from RefSeq and is a predicted model, not a curated record. Lineage: Eukaryota; Metazoa; Chordata; Mammalia; Artiodactyla; Physeteridae.
AUGGGGAAAGCGGCCGCUCUGUGCCGAGGCGGUGGCUGUGGCGGCCGCUCCCGCGGGCUCUCGUCGUUCUUCACCGUUGUCCCCUGCCUGUCCUGCCACACGGCGGCGCCGAGCAUGAGCGCUUCCACGCCCGGCUCCGAGCCGGAGCCCAAGCCUCAGCACCAGGCGGUGCCCCAGCCCAAACGGGAUCUGGUGUCAGAACAGGUGUCGGAGCCAGUUUCUGAGCCGGCGCCAGGAUCGGAGCCUGAGUCCAGGAAGAUGUCUGAGCCAAGGCCAGGGUUCAAACAGGAAUCGGAACUGCUGCAGGGGUUGGGGACCGGAUCAGGGCCCCGGGAAGAGUUGGGCUCAAGCCUGGGGGCUGGGCCCUUCACCAAGGCCCCGUCCGAGCAGGUGCUGGCGCUGGGGCCAGUAGUGGGGAGCGUGCCCUUGACCGAACUCGAGUCCGGGUUGUUGCCGGCAUCAAAGGCCCCGCGACCAGGGCAGGUGAAGACACAUCUUGGGGCUCCAGUGCCAGGGAGUGGCACAUCCUCCGCUCUCUCGAUGGUCUCACUUCCUCUGGACAGCUUCAAGGGCUGGCUUCUCAAGUGGACCAACUACCUGAAGGGCUACCAGCGCCGCUGGUUCGUGCUCAGCAACGGCUUCCUGUCUUACUACAGAAAUCAGGGUGAAAUGGCCCACACCUGCCGUGGCACCAUCAACCUGUUCACUGCGCACUUUGACACGGAGGACUCUUGCGGUAUCGUGCUGACCAGUGGGGGCAGGACCUACCACCUCAAGGCCGGCUCAGAGGUGGAGCGGCAGCAGUGGAUCAGCGCCCUGGAGCUGGCCAAGGCCAAGGCUGUCCGCUUGAUGAGCAGCCAGUCAGGUAAUGACUCUGGGGACGACGAGGACGGGACCGCCUCCCCAGCUGACAAGAGCGAGCUACACGACACCAUCAAGAAGCUCUCCCUGAAGCUGGACGACCUCAGCACGUGCAAUGAGCUCGUGGCCAAGCACGGCGUGGCACUGCAGCGCUCCCUGAGCGAGCUGGACGGCCUCAGGAUCCCUUGCGAGAGCGGCGAAAAGCUGAAGGCGGUCAGCGAGCGGGCCACCCUCUUCCGCAUCACUUCAAAUGCUAUGAUCAACCUCACAGGCCACGCCCCCUCGCAGGCCUGCAGGGACUUCCUGGAACUAGCAGAGACGCACAGCCGGAAAUGGCAGCGGGCUCUGCAGUAUGAGCAGGAGCAGCGCGUCCAUCUGGAGGAGACCAUCGAGCAGCUGGCCAAGCAGCACAACAGCCUCGAGCGCGCUUUCCGUAGCGCCCCCGGCCGGGCCGCCAACCCCACCAAGAGCUUCAGCGAGGGAAGCCUCUUAACCACCAAAGGCGAGGACAGUGAGGAAGAUGAAGAUACCGAGUACUUCGACGCCAUGGAAGACUCCACGUCCUUCAUCACAGUGAUCACUGAGCCCAAGGAGGACAGAAAAGCUGAAGGUGGAACUACAGGCUCCGUGGAAUGGACCUCAGACAAUGUGCUAGACAGCACCUCGCUUGUGCCCCAGGGCCCCCCCAAAGUCAAGAGGCGUGUCCGCAUCCCCGACAAGCCCAACUACAGCCUUAAUCUUUGGAGCAUCAUGAAGAACUGCAUCGGCCGGGAGCUCUCCAAGAUCCCCAUGCCGGUCAACUUUAAUGAGCCCCUGUCCAUGCUCCAGCGGCUGACAGAGGACCUGGAGUACCACCACCUGCUGGACAAGGCUGUGCACUGCACCAGCUCCGUGGAGCAGAUGUGCCUGGUGGCGGCCUUCUCCGUGUCCUCCUACUCCACCACCGUGCACCGCAUCGCCAAGCCCUUCAACCCCAUGCUGGGUGAGACCUUCGAGCUGGAUCGGCUCGAUGACAUGGGCCUGCGCUCCCUCUGCGAGCAGGUGAGCCACCACCCGCCAUCGGCCGCACACUAUGUGUUCUCCAAACACGGCUGGAGCCUCUGGCAGGAGAUCACCAUCUCCAGCAAGUUCCGGGGGAAAUACCUCUCCAUCAUGCCGCUAGGUGCCAUCCACUUAGAAUUCCAGGCCAGCGGGAAUCACUACGUGUGGAGGAAAAGCACCUCGACUGUGCAUAACAUCAUCGUGGGCAAGCUCUGGAUCGACCAGACAGGGGACGUCGAGAUUGUGAACCACAAGACAAAGGACCGGUGCCAGCUGAAGUUUUUACCCUACAGCUAUUUCUCCAAAGAGGUGGCCCGGAAGGUGACAGGAGUGGUGAGUGACAGCCAGGGCAAGGCCCACUACGUGCUGUCAGGCUCGUGGGAUGAACAGAUGGAGUGCGCCAAGAUCGUGCAAAGCAGCCCCAGCAGCCCCAGCUUGGACGGGAAGCAGAAAACGGUGUACCAGACGCUACCGGCCAAGCUGAUGUGGAAGAAGUACCCGCUACCGGACAACGCAGAGAACAUGUACUACUUCUCGGAGCUGGCCCUGACCCUCAACGAGCACGAGGAGGGCGUGGCACCCACUGACAGCCGCUUGCGGCCUGACCAGCGGCUGAUGGAGAAGGGCCACUGGGAUGAGGCCAACACGGAGAAGCAGCGGCUGGAGGAGAAGCAGCGCGUGAAUCGGCGCCGGAGGCUGGAGGCCUGCUCGCGAGGCUGCGGUGCAGAGGAAGCAGAGAAGGAAGCCGAAGUGUACGUGCCGCUGUGGUUUGAGAAGAGGCUGGACCCGGUGACUGGGGAGACGGCCUGCGUGUACAAGGGUGGCUACUGGGAGGCCAAGGAGAAGCAGGACUGGCACAUGUGCCCCAACAUCUUCUGAGCGCCACCCCCUCCUGCAAAUACAGGUGGCUGCACAGCCUGGUCCACCUUCUAUUUAAUGCACUCAAUUUAGUACUCAACUGCCCUCCCCACCUUUUCCUUAUGUUUUUUAAUAACACUUCUUUUGGGCUCCCACCUUGGAAGGACGAAGUGCUGACCCGGGUUCUUUCCAGCCCCCAGGUGCCCUGGGUCUCCUAUGACCCUUCAUCAUGGACUUGAGCCCCAUCAGGACCCCCAGCUCCAGUUUCCACACCUCAGGCAGGCUGGCCCAGGCCCUGGGCUGCUCCAGUCACCAGCCCCCCAGGGAGGAACUGGCCCCCUCCCAGGGAGCCGCUUUUGACUUUUUUAGAAAAAAAAUGAUCUCCAUUUCUUUCCAGCCAAGAUAUUUAGUAAAUAUUUUUAGUACAGCACUUGGUGGACAACUUUCUAAGUGUGCUUUCUUGCCACAGAAGUGUCCUGGCAAGAGCCCUUUCUUUUUAAGACGUUGGGAAGCCAGACGGACCCCUUUGAGUCAGGAGCAUUUUGUAGCUCAAACAGCAAGGCCGUCUGUAUGUGAGCUGCCUGCCCCCCAGGAGCCCAGGACCCCCCAGAGAAGGGAACCAAGGGCCACCGGGCCCAGGAGAGCACAAGUCAGUUGUCUCUGGAGCCAAAGCCCCACACAUGGUGGGGAAGGGGGCACUGAGGGGCCACCAUGUGGAUUUGAGGGCAACAGCCCCUGCCUAGCCCUGGCCAUGCUGGGGCUGCUCCCCAGCCCCACAGAGACCGGGCCUGCAGGCGCUCCUGCCACGGAACCCGGCCCCAAAUCAGCAAUAAGAACCAACGGCUCAGCCUGGGUUGGUAUCCUGGGCACCAGAGAACCCAGAGUCCCAUCUCUGGGGUGCCCCAUCUCAGCACCCCUAAACUCUUUAUUUGCCUGAUAUAUAUAUAUAUAUAUAUA